Molecule: messenger RNA, 624 nt
Organism: Spirometra erinaceieuropaei
Lineage: Eukaryota; Metazoa; Platyhelminthes; Cestoda; Diphyllobothriidea; Diphyllobothriidae
Source: the annotation of a GenBank genome assembly
AUGUUUGUCCAACUUACUGGUCUUGAAGUCAGGGAUAUGACCGCCGAAGAGAUGAAGGCGUUCCUCUACAGUACUCUGGAGAUGACCAAUCCAUUCGCACUGGAUGGGCUCUGCAGGGCCGCUAUGCUUCAGUCACCCCACGUUGUCGGCCAGAGGAAAAAUAUCAGUCCAAUGGAUUUCCUCCUUACUCUCUCUAUUUUGUUGCGUGGAACUUUAGAGGACCGCUGCGAAUUGGCAUUUCAUGUAAUGGAUAUUGACUCAGACGGCUUACUUCGCAAGACUGUCGAGUUUCGACGGCUCCUGUACGAUACCUUUGACGUAAACAUUGCCGCCCAAAAUCCAGAAAUCGACCCUGAUGAGCCGGUUCGAGAUACCAUUAACUACUUGUGCGAGAAGCUUCAAUGUACCAUAAAUCAGCCGAUAACUCUAAACAAAUUCAAAGAACUUGCUCGGCAGGAACCAUGGGUAAUUGAGUGCCUAUUACCCUGCUUACCCUCAGAGCACACCAACAUCAUCUUCCAGAGCCUUUUUACCACCACUGUUCGGUUGCCGUCGCUUGAACACCCACCCAAAACCAGACAAGUGAAACGUCAAGGCGACCCCAUGACACCCAGAAACGCCUGA